Messenger RNA from Populus nigra (black poplar), 1991 nucleotides. Its product is annotated as malonyl-CoA:anthocyanidin 5-O-glucoside-6''-O-malonyltransferase-like. NCBI's taxonomy places the organism in Eukaryota, Viridiplantae, Streptophyta, Magnoliopsida, Malpighiales, Salicaceae. The record is from RefSeq and is a predicted model, not a curated record.
AGCAAUCUCUCCCUGGAUCUCAAACAAGGAAAAAGAUAUCAUGGCAGCAACCAGCCCAAUAAAAGCACUUGAGUCAUGUCAACUCACCCCACCCUCCGAAUCACCGGAUUCAGCCGUUGAAGUAUCUCUCCCUCUCACUUUUUUCGACAUUUUUUGGCUUAAAUUUGACCCAGUUGAGCGCAUCUUCUCCUAUGAGCUCACUGAUUUAACCCCUACUAUGUUCAACACAGAAAUCCUUCCCAAACUUAAACACUCCCUCUCUCUUACUCUCCUCCGCUUCCUCCCUCUUGCUGGCAACCUUACUUGGCCUUCACAUGCCGCCAAACCCAUCAUUCUAUACACUCCUAAAGAUGGCGUUUCAUUGGCAGUUGCGGAGUCCAAUAAUAGUGCUGACUUUGAUGAUCUCUCAAGCAAUGAAAUGCAUGAUGCUUUUCUGUCACAACCUUAUGUGCCCAAAUUAUCAACUUCUGAUGUUAACGUAUCUAUCAUUGCUUUGCAGAUCACUUUGUUCCCAAAUAAAGGGUUUAGCAUUGGUUGCACCACUCACCAUGCUGUUCUUGAUGGGAAAUCCUCGAUCUUGUUCAUGAAGGCAUGGGCUCACAUAUGCAAGCAUAAUUCAUGUUUGUUGCCGACUGAGUUAAUCCCUUUUUUUGAUAGAACAGUUGUUCAAGAUCCAGAGGGGAUUGACAUUGAAUACUUGAACAACUGGUCAAGCAUUAAUCAGGCAGGUGGAGUUCAGAUUUCCAAUGCUAGAAGCUUGAAACCAUUUCCAUCUAAAGAAGUUCCAUCAAACUCGGUACGAGCAACAUUCAAGUUUUCCCGAGAAGACAUAAAGAAAUUGAGGAAAAGGAUCCUCUUUCAACUUGACAAGGUCUCUGAUAAAAAAGACACAGAAGCAAUCCAUUGAUCAAGUUUUGCGAUCACACUUUCUUAUGCAUUAGUUUGCCUUGUGAAAGCUAGAGGCCUAAAAAGUGACGAAAAGAUUAAGCUUAUGGCCAUCGAGCCAGCUGCAAUACCGGUUGGGGUUGCUGGGUCAGCCCGAUUCGAGGUUUAUGGGGUAGAUUUCGGGUGGGGGAGGCCAAAGAACGUGGAGGUUACCAGCAUAGAUAGGACUGGAGCUAUUUCUAUGGCAGAGAGCAAAGGUGAAAGUGGUGGCGUUGAGAUUGGAUUGGUUCUGAAGAAAGAAGUGAUGGAGAUAUUUGAGAAUUUGUUUGUUAGUGGCCUUAAACAUGUUUAAGAUACAAAAUCAGGAUUGAUCAAGAACUUGAAUGACCGAGAGCGUGGACUCAUCCGAGUUAAAAAGCAAAUAUUAAAAAAAAAAAUCUAGUUGAACCUAUGGCCCUCAACAACCAUGCUUGCUGGUUAUUGCUUCAAACCAGAGCUGCAGCUGAAAUAAUACCUUGAAAGUGCUAAAAUAGGCUAGGCCAUGCUCUAUUCUAUCUUCAGACGUGGUUGCAACUUGCAUAUGGAAAAGUGUGACAACUUUUCUUUCCGUGAGUUCAUCUCUGCGUGUGAGGUACACGCACGGCUGACACAGCUCCAGCAGUUGCAGUUGGAAGAACCAGCAGCAAAAGCUGCAAACUUCUCUGCACCAGCACCGUGAGCAGCAGCAACCUUUAAGAUCAGCAGCCUGACAGCACUGGAUAGAUGCACUCCAGCUCCGCACCAGCUAGACAGACAGUCUUCCUCCAGCGGCGGUGCAAGCUCUCCCCAACCGUGAGAAGUCCAGCAACCUUGCCUCUUUUGUUGAGUACGCUGCCUAAAUUUGAUUUUGUCUGAGGGAUGCAUAUCUUCUGGGUUUUAAAAGAAAAGACAUGAGGAAGGCAGUAUAGUGUUGUUUCCAAGCUAUCCUUUUUGAUCUUCUAAAGGCAAAACACAUGAUUAGUCAGCAUUUUCAGUAUCUUUAAUUCGGGCUUUUUUCUUUGCUUAGCCCACAUGGUUUCAAGACAAAAGUUUUCUGUUCUUUUAAGCCCAUUUGGUUUUUCUUUUUC